UCUUCAUCAUCAUCAUCAUCGACCAUAAAUUUUCAACAACAGCAACAUUCAACAUAUCGUUCAAAUUGUCCAAAAACAUUAAAUUGUACAGAUGGAUAUUUUGAUGAAGGAAAAGAUUGCUAUGAAUCCAAUCGUAAUCGUUGUAAUUGUAUUGCACAUUGUUGCCUAGCAUUUGAUUGUAGAGAUUGGGGACAUUUGGUACAAUGUCGGCGUAAAUGUGGCACUCAAACACCGAAUCGUUUUGGCCUAAAACGUAGUGAUAAAUUAGAAUGUGAAAAAUAUUAUUGUGAACGAUAUUAUUUUGAUCCAUCAUGGGAUGCACGAAAUGCAAAUGAUGAACAACGUAAUUGUAUUGGCCAUUGUUGUUUUGCAUUCGAUUGUCGCCGUGCAUUAGGUUAUUGUCGUCAUGCAUGUGGUGUUGAAAAUUGGGUUACAGCUCGACCAUUAGGUAGAUAAAUGUUUUAAUCUGUCAAUCAAUCAAU
Messenger RNA from Dermatophagoides farinae (American house dust mite), 482 nucleotides. RefSeq lists its product as uncharacterized. NCBI's taxonomy places the organism in Eukaryota, Metazoa, Arthropoda, Arachnida, Sarcoptiformes, Pyroglyphidae. The record is from RefSeq and is a predicted model, not a curated record.